Daphnia carinata is the source of this 3615-nucleotide messenger RNA. RefSeq names its product A disintegrin and metalloproteinase with thrombospondin motifs like. The record is from RefSeq and is a predicted model, not a curated record. Gene Ontology annotation, biological process: proteolysis. Gene Ontology annotation, molecular function: metalloendopeptidase activity. The coding region runs from base 927 to 3449 and encodes 840 amino acids. NCBI's taxonomy places the organism in Eukaryota, Metazoa, Arthropoda, Branchiopoda, Diplostraca, Daphniidae. The transcript is spliced from 18 exons.
AAGCUCAGAGAGGCUCUGGCCGUGGCCGCGUCAACAGGUGCUCCCUCAGACUUUUUUUUUUCCCUAAUACCGUCCGACCAACCUCCUUGUCUUCGUACUACUUUUGCUGACUAAAAAAAAAAGAAAAGAACCUCACCGCAUCGCGCUGUUGCAGUUGUUGUUAUUGUUGUUUGUUGUUGCUUCCUUUUUUGAGCGCGCGCGCUCUCUCACUUUUGAUUCCACCAGCGCAACGAGUGACCGGAUUUUUUGUUAUUCGUCGUUUGUUUCGUCAAAGAACUCGAAAAACAAGCAAAGGAAGAGUUAAAAAAAAAAAAUUGAAUCAAAAAGAAGAAAGUGCCGACCAUUUGCAUCCGAGUGACUCGAACGCUGCCAUUUUCCAAUAGUUAUUGUUUGUUUGCAUUUGACGGGAGCUCAUUUCCAUUCAGAAAAUGAACAUUAUUCGGCAGUGUUUUCUUAUCGACAUAGCGGCAACAUCGAUCCUCGUUGAAUCUCUAUAAAAAUUUCGUUCGUUGUCGUUUGCUUUUCGAUUCACUCCGCCGAAACGGCCCCCCCCCCCCCCCAGUUUUCACACACAAGUGCGACCUUUUUUUUUUUGUUUUGUAGACCUCUGUGUUCUUCUGAAGUUUCUGCAGCUAUCAACACGAUCGUCGCUACUUGAACCUGCGCCGAUCUCGAUCGCCAAGAGUUACGACAAGACCCAAGCGACUUUCUCCCACUCAGUUUGGCUUCUCGUUUUGUGCAAUUGGGCUUGGAAUUAAUUUGUUCAAAGCCGCGAGGAGCCACAGCUGAAACGUCACCACUACCCGGCAUUUCCAGCAUUUCUCCGCCCGCCUUUUGUUUUUUUCGAGGACAACCCAAGAGCAUUGUUUUCUACUUUUCCUAUUGCAGCUGCCAUAUUUAACCCACUCCAACAUCCUGUUUGAAUCAUGUCUUACACUCGCAUUUAUCUCGCUGUGGCUUUCCUCUACCUUGCCACAGUUCAACUGCCCUUCACUGCUGCCAACAAUCAAGUUCACCAUGACAUGACGCCAGAGGAACUGCGGCGGGUUUUCCACGUCGAUUCCCACGAUCAAGUUCCAACCUAUGAAGUCAUUAACUUGCGAUCAAGGGUAAGGCGCGACGCAGAGCGAGAUAUCCGCCAUGUCGACCUGUCCGCAUUUGGCACACGAUACAACCUACGACUGGAACGCAACGAACAGCUGCUUCGUGGCGGCAACAAGGUUCGCGUGUGGGUGGCCGACUCGCCAUCCGCCGAUCAAAUGGAUGGAAACCGAACCCACUUUGGAGGAAUCACACUCGAAGAGCUGCCUCAGGACGAAGACGUCGGUAUCGUCUACCAGGAUAAGGAGACGAUGGCAGCGGUGCUAGUCAACCACGACGCCGAAGAUGACGCCCUCAUUCUGGAUGGAACUAUCGGGAGUGAAUUGGUCAUUCGUCCUCUGCCCGCUAAACACCGCCAACAGCAGAAGAAGCCGGCCGGGGUCCAGCUUCAGAGCGGCUCUCACGACGACGAGAUGUUCAUGGACGAAGAAGAUUUCCGCUCGGCCGAUUUCAUGACCCCGUCGCCGCCGUCGACUCUGCCGCCGGCCAACGACACGGAGAACGCUUUAAUCCGCAAAAAGCGCUCUGUCUUUGAUAUGCAGCACAGCAUUGGCUCCCACAUUGUUUACAAGCGAGCCGCCAUCCAAUCCGAUGACGAUUAUGCAUUUAUGGAAAUGGAUUUGCCUCCAACGGGGAAAUCACAGCGCAUGCCACGCCAGAAACGCAGUGCACCACCAACUAUCUAUCCUGAAAUUUUAGUGAUCGUCGACUACGAUGGUUACAGGUUGCACAACGGCGACAACGCCGAGAUCAAGAAGUAUUUCGUCUCCUUCUGGAACGGCGUCGACCUCCGCUACAAGUUGCUUAAAGGACCCAAAGUGCGCAUCAGCAUCGCCGGCAUCAUCAUCUCCAGGGGACGAGACGCGACUCCUUAUUUCGAGAAGAACCGUGUCGGGCGCAACGCAAUCGACUCGACAGCGGCCCUGACUGAUAUGGGAAAGUACCUGUUCCAGGAGAGGCGCUUACCCGUCUACGACAUUGCCGUAGCCAUAACCAAAUUGGACAUGUGUAGACGUGAAUUCGUUUCGGACGAUUGCAAUCGAGGAACUGCCGGAUUCGCCUACGUCGGUGGAGCCUGUGUCGUCAACAAGCGUCUCGAGAAAGUCAACAGCGUAGCCAUCGUUGAGGAUACUGGCGGCUUCUCCGGAAUCAUUGUCGCCGCUCACGAAGUCGGCCAUUUAUUGGGCUCCGUUCACGACGGUUCACCACCACCGAGUUACUUGGGCGGCCCCGGUGCUCAGCGUUGUCGCUGGGAAGACGGUUACAUCAUGAGCGACUUGCGACACACUGACCGCGGUUUCAAGUGGUCUUCUUGCAGCAUCGCCCAGUUCGACCAUUUCCUCAAUGGAGAAACUGCCACCUGCCUGUUCAACAGUCCGCACGAGGACGCUGUUCUUCCCCGUGUUCUACCUGGAAAACUGCUCAGCCUUGAUGCCCAGUGUCGGAUGGAUCGUGGAACAUCUGCCUGCUUCAAAGACGAUCGAGUCUGCGCUCAGCUGUUUUGUUUCGACGCUUCGUCUGGUUACUGCGUCUCUUAUAGACCGGCAGCAGAAGGCUCUGCCUGUGGAGACGGCCAGAUUUGCAACAAUGGACGUUGUAUCGUCGAGAACGAAAAUGCUAUUCCCGACUAUUCAGAAGACCUCGGUCUCAAUUCUUUCCUGAAACGAACUGAUACCAUCCUGGCGGCCACAGAACCUAAACCGUUCUUUACUGGAGGCCUCGCAUCAACGGCGCACGUUUUCAACCCAACAACUCCGAAAGCAAGUCCAACCACGUCUAAAGUCACAACUACCACUACGAAACCAACGACAACAACUACCAAGGCGACAACAACCACGAUUAAAGCAACAACAACCACUGUGACUACAACUUCAAAACCUUUGAUCACGACCAUUCCGUGGUGGCACACGAGUUCCAAGAGCUCAACACCAUCCACAAGAUGGUGGAAUAAUUGGACCAAACGAUCAACUCCGGCAUCGGUAGACUCGCAAUCGGCUAACACCCAACCCGCGGCGUCAUCCUUGUCUAUUGCGCCAUCCACUGUUCCAGCUACGACGAUUACUACACCUCGUCCUACACUUAGCGUAACAAGAUUCCGGACGACGACGACCACCACCCCAACGACAACAACAGAAAAAACAACUACUCGCACAACUCCUGCCCUUAGCCCGGGGUCAAAUAAAUUUUCCAGUUCUGGUGUUAACGAGCUAUGCGAGGAUCGGAUAACUAAAAUUGCCGGAUCCAUGUCCUGCCAAGACUUCCUACAGCGUUACGGUUUCCAGUAUUGUCGCCAACCAUAUAUUAUGAAGAACUGCUGCGCAUCGCAGCAACGAUUCUGCCCAAACUAAAGAAAAAUAAGACCAGUGUGCUUGCGAUUUCAGAGAAACAUUAUUCCAGACACGUGAAAAUCAGAAUGUAAUGUCGCUUGCGGCUCAGUGGCGAAACAGAGACACAACAGACUAUAUUUCGGCGUCAUUUGGUCGAUGAAGGAAAAAAAAAAGAUAGAAUUAAAAA